GCAAGGCGUGGGAGCUGGACUCAGUAAUGUCAUGUCUUCUACAUCAGUUCGUGCGUUUUAGCAGCAUUUAUUAUAACGUUGCCCAGACAUACAGGAGUAAAUGAUGCCAAAUGGUGACGGACAGUUGUGUUCAGUGAUUUGUCCUCCCUGACAUUAAUGGCUGACAGCAGUGAGUGGCAUUCUGUACGGAGAGGAAGAGGAACAGCCCGCAAAGGAAAACUCUCUCAGCCGCACAGGACACAGGACGAGGCUGUGGACCGCCAACGGGACAAACGCAGAAUCACAGAAGCGAUCAAUGAGCUGAGGUGUGAAGACUUCUGGCCAGGAUGGAAAGAGAUCAUGUUGAAGGAAACAGUUGAAGGAACUGAUUGCUUCAUGGAGUGUGUAUGUUAUGGUCUGGGCAACUUUUCCUCCUCCGUGUCUGCUAGAUAUCAGCUUGCCAUGUUGCUACUGCUGUUGGAUGCAUUGCAGAUUGCUGUGGUCCAGUGCAGCCUGUAUGACCCUGUGUUUACAGUGUCUGAAUGUGAAACUCUCAGAGAGUUGGGCUUUAAUGUGCUGAGUGAAAAUGAGGAAGGAAAGCGAGCAGUACGCCACCCCACCCUCUUCUACUUAAUGCAUUGUGGAAAAGCUCUGUACAACAAUCUGCUGUGGAAGAAUUGGAGUCCUCAGAUCCUACCAAAGGUCAUCAUUAUUGGCAACAGUUUUCUUGGCAUUCAGGAGCGAAUGCUUCAGAGGGAGCUUGACAGAGACUACAGCUUUCUUUCCGAUGUAACAGAUGUGUGUGAGGAGACAAGCCUGCCCUGCUCACAGCGUUUCUUAGAUGUGUUUAAUGAUACUGCCGUAAUCCGUUUCCCUCCACACAAGCUUCAUAAACUCCCGGAAUCAAUCUGGUAUGAGCCUUCAGAGCCUCAGUAUGAGCACUGCCAAGAUCUGGAGAUCAUCCAGCAAAUCAGAAAACCAAAAUAAAAAUUAGAAUUGUGCUUGAA
Molecule: messenger RNA, 986 nt
Organism: Tachysurus vachellii
Lineage: Eukaryota; Metazoa; Chordata; Actinopteri; Siluriformes; Bagridae
Gene: srrd
Product: SRR1 domain containing
Exons: 7
Coding region: 157-966 (269 amino acids)
Biological process (GO): microtubule-based process
Cellular component (GO): nucleus; cytoplasm
Source: RefSeq, a predicted model, not a curated record